GCCACAAUGAAGAAUUUAAGCGGUGUUUUAGUGUUCACUCUCUCUGGGUUUAGUGAAAUAACAGAAACUCAAUACAUGCUCUUCAGCAUAACCCUGUUAUGUUACAUUGUAAUUUUGUGGUUCAAUAUGACUAUUAUUGUCACUAUAAUAUUAAAUAGAAGACUACAUGAACCAAUGUACAUUUUCCUGUGUAAUCUGUGUAUUAAUGCCCUUUAUGGAACUACUGGCUUCUAUCCCAAAUUCAUGUAUGAUCUACUGUUUGAGUUCCAGGUGAUUUCAUAUGCAGGAUGUCUCACACAAGCUUUUGUCAUUUAUUCGUCAGUUUUAUGUGACUUUUCAACUUUAGCAAUAAUGGCAUAUGACAGGUAUGUGGCAAUAUGCAGGCCAUUAGAAUAUCACACAAAAAUGACAAACUACACAGUUAUGAAAUGUAUUCUUUUUUCAUGGCUUGCCCCAUUCUUUUGCAUAUCUACUGCCAUAGUUUUAACAACCAGACUUACUUUGUGUGGGUCCAUUAUUGAAAAACUUUAUUGUGAAAUCUGGGCAGUUGUGAAGCUGUCAUGUUCUUCUACAACAGUAAAUAAUGUAUAUGGACAUAUAUUAAUUCUUGUAUAUUUCUGUCAUGCAAUAUUUAUUUUUUGUUCAUAUAUCAGACUAGUCGGUGCUUGUCAGAAGUCAGCUGAAAGCAGGAAAAGAUUCAUGCAGACAUGUAUUCCACAUAUGCUUGUCUUGCUCAAUUUUACUGUUGCUACAUUAUUUGAUGUGCUGUACAGCAGGUAUGGAUCAACAAAUUUCCCCCAAAGUCUGCGUAAUUUUUUGGCCUUGGAGUUCCUUAUUAUACCUCCGAUUGUAAACCCCAUCAUUUACGGACUAAAACUUACCAAAAUUCGUGAACAAGUUCUAAGAUUUCAUUAG
Molecule: messenger RNA, 915 nt
Organism: Chanos chanos (milkfish)
Lineage: Eukaryota; Metazoa; Chordata; Actinopteri; Gonorynchiformes; Chanidae
Product: olfactory receptor 13D1-like
Exons: 1
Coding region: 7-915 (302 amino acids)
Biological process (GO): detection of chemical stimulus involved in sensory perception of smell; G protein-coupled receptor signaling pathway
Cellular component (GO): membrane
Molecular function (GO): odorant binding; olfactory receptor activity; G protein-coupled receptor activity
Source: RefSeq, a predicted model, not a curated record